UGAAAUGCCAUUGCUCAAUUUACAGACUUAAGAACUACCUGUGAACAUAAUGUGACUAUUUACUUGAACACAUAGAAUAUUGCCCCCCCCAAUAAUAUUCUACCAGUUUGAGUGAAUACACAUAUUACACAAUAUACAUGCACAUGCACACAGACACACACAAACAUAUACAAAUUGUAGCCAUUGUCUAAUGCAAAAAAGGGGGAUAGUUGUUCUAUUGAAAUCAAUGCAACUCAAGUUUGCUGUUGCUUUUUUACACUCGUCAUGACAAUAAAAACUUGCUGAUUUGUGCCCAACAUGAAUGAGCCAUCUGCUCCCAUCCAUCAGUUGCCUUACAUCCCAAGUUUUUGUAUCUCAAAUGCAGUGUUAGUAGUUAGAGGCAAAGUUAGCCAUCCACACCUUAGAAGAGCCUGUGCAGUUUCCAAAGUUUAAAUUGUCACAUGCUGCUGGCGAAUAUGACACAGGAAGAGUAAGUGCCUAUGAUGCAGGGACUGCAUUCUUUUUGUUGUUUUACAUUCCAGUCUUUUUACACCAUUCUGUUCAUGUGCGUAAGAAAAUCCUGUUUGCGGGGAUGUAAUAUUAAAGGAGUAAACCUAUACGGCCUGCUCAGCUUAAAAAAAGUUUUAGUCCUUACAAUAAUCCUUAGCAAACAGUUUUAAAAAAAUGAAUGGGCUUUGUCUGAUGAAAGUGGUGAAUCAAAUUCCUAGUGACUUAAGCAUCAGGGUUACAAAGUUUUUUGGGCCAAAUUCUUUGUUUAAAUUAGCAGAGUAAAUAAAUGAGUUGGAGAGACUGAAGGUUCGUUCUCCAAGCUUGUGGGUUGGUUUCUGAAUGUUUCCAUUACCAGGCUAGGUAACAUCUUCAGCGGAGUAUAGGGGAUGUCAGUGUCCUUCUGUUUAUAAGGGCUAAUAAAUGAAUAUAUUAAUUAUGUUUCAAGUUACAUGGGAGCUUGGAAAGAGCUUCUACCCCAAGUAUUCAGCAUACUCAGCUCAGAAAAUCCUAAAAUCCUGACCAAUUCCUUUCUAUUAGUACAGUCAGGACUUCUUAUAUAGCUCAGCCAUCAGACUAAUAUAUAAAUAUAUUAGUUUCUAAUGUGUUCUUGUAUGCCUGCAACAUUUGUAGAAACCAAUUAUUUCGCCGAUAGGGUCAGUUGCCCCUUGGAGAAUAUUGUUUUAUUUUAAAUAUCAACACCACCAUUAUUACCAUCCCUUCCUCACUAAAUAAUUUAUAUCAGUAUUUAUCCCGGACAUGUGAUGGGUGGAGGAAUAGAAAAUACCUCCUGCUUAUUUUCAUCCAUUCAAAGCCAGCCAGUUUACUAUGUACGAUACAUAGAUGCUCUCUUAACGGCAGGGCUUUUAUGCCACAAAUGAUUUUAAUAUUUACAUGAAACAAGCCAUUACUUCUAACAUAGGCAUCAAUGGGAGUUAUGAAAUACUGAUUUUUUCCCCAUUGCUCUCUCAAUGUUGAGGUUGGCUAGACAGGAGCUCAUCUCCUGGCCGUGUGGCAUAUACAGACCGUCUGCUUUUGAACAGUCCUUCUUUUGACACCUCCAUGACACCUCCAUGGUCCACUUCUCAUCCCCAGAAAGUGAGGAGGCGGAAGCCUCAGGAGAUGUACCUCUUAAAGUCUGCUUUGUGCAUUACUGUGCCUGUGAGCAAGGACCACCAAUUACAAUUUAUAAUUCUAGAUUUAUACACUUAAAAACGUAAAUGGCGAAUGUAAAAAACAGAUUUGCAAACAUGUCACUAAAGUACAUUUUCCUUCAGGAUAUACUCCCCCUCCCCCAACAACAAUACCCCCCCCCCCCAAGUAACCAUGCAGUAGUCUGCAGCUGUAUGGACUCGAAGUUCAGCUAGACUGAAAUAGCUACAGGUUUCUCACCCCCAGAGACCGAAAUAAAUUUGCUGAAAUGAAAUGCAGAUUUCCCCCCCACUCCUGGUUAGGGAAUAAUGGAAUUGAUGGCUGGGUUCCACUGUGAUCAUUACAAUUUAUUCUUCCUUUCCUUUCCUCUCCUCCACCGUGCCCUAUCCAUACCCAUACCCCCUCCCCUGCAAGGCGAAGCAGUUUGCAGAAAGAUCAUUGAGAAUAAAGGAGAGCAAUUUUCACCAACUUUCCAAAGACACAUCAUGGUUUUAAAUGCAGGUUUUUAUUUUACUGUGAUUUUUUAAUAUAUAUAUUACAAAUUGUAGCUUACAAUGAAGCCUACUGCUUGAUUAAUCAAAAAAAUGUUUUUAAUGAGCUCUGCAAGUUUUACUUCAUAGGACUUAUCUUAGAAUGGCAUUUUGCUCAGCUCUAGACAGCUUAUUUUAUAGGACAAGUCUUAGGACAACAUUAAUGAAGGUCCAGUGAUUUUUUUUUUCCAUUCCACAAAUAUUUCCAAUUUGUCUGCACCAAUCAGGAUAGAAUUUCUCCCCCUAGCCCAGCACAAUAUUGUUGGAUGGUGGAUUUAGGAAAAAUGAGCUAUCUAUCUAUCAUGGUUUCUAUCAUUUCCUUCACACUUUAGAGAUAUGAUCUACCCUAAAUGAGGAAGAUACUUAAAGGUUGCUGUUAUGCGCGCACACACACACAGACAAACACACGCACACACACACGCAUGUACACACACAAAGUGCUUGUUUUUUGCUGGAUAGAAAACAAUUAUUGGUGCAACAGCCUGUGAGUUCUCCAUAUUAUAUUGUUUCUUUAGCUUCAGGUGGCAUCUUUCAGCUGCCAUUAUCUGCACCAUUAUCAAUAAAGAUAAGAAAGGCACUGGAAUGAAUAUUCCAAAGGGAACAAAAUACCAAGACCAUAUUUUGUUAUUCAGAUGCUGCAUGUGCAACCUUUGCCAUAGAAUUUAAGAACACAGCUUUAAGAACAUCACUGGGUCUUUUGAUCCUGGCAGCAAUCCAGAAUAAAUAGGAACAUAUCAACAGUCAAACUCUAUCAAAUAUAUAUAUACAAUACACUCAUAAACACACACACACAAAACCAUAUUUAAUCAAUAUAACAUAUAUUUAAUUGAUAUGCUAAUCUUGAUACUGUUCACAGCGAAUUAGUCCAAAGGCUCUCCAGAGAAGCUAGAUUUCUUUUCCACUUCUAAAAAUCCAUGAGAAGUUUGAGAAGAGAGAUAGAGAGGGAGGGAGAAAACUGUGGGGAAGGAAGAAAGAAAGCAUUUCUUUUUUUUUCUUUUUUAAAAAUAGCAACCAAUAAGAUCUGAGCAAGUGGAGGAGACCCCAGAGGAGAGGAUAUGGAAUGGAUUAUUGUUACUUGCUUACUCAAGUAAGUAAGCAUUAUUCUAACUGCAGAGCCCAAUAGCACCGGCAUUUUGCUUGCUGGUAUUGAAUCCCACACAGUCAAAUGCGAAAUAAUAAAAUAAACUCAUCAUCAGGCAGAUUACAGAUGUCAACUCUUUAGUCCACAAUCAGCACCACAUUUGCAGAUCAUCAUUCUGGGAGACCGCAUUUGUUUCCACUCAGAAACACUGAAACCCAAACUGGGCUGUCUCUGUUUAAGGUUCCUGUUCCUUUUUUAGCAGCGGUUGCCUAAGGAAGGCUGAGGAGCGUUCUUCCUACCUACUUAGGGGGGGUUGCUCUUAGCUAUUCGAGCACGUGGUUGAGGAGGGUCUUUUCUCAGCAGUAAGGACUGGAAGUGUCUCUGGAUUCCUUUCACACCCAUUGCAAGGUCUCCGUCUCCUUCCCCACCCCUUCAGUCCACCCCUUACAUCCGACAAGAAAGGGAUAUGCACAAGGCUCUGCAGGAAGAUGACCAACAGGCCUCAGAAGACAGCUGGUGCCAAGUUCUCACUAGGAGGCCCUCCUUUAGCCAGCCACUCUUCCCAACCUCAUUGGUGUCCCUGGAGGAGUCAGAAACCCCUACAGGGUCUUCAGAGUGCUCCAAAGGUUCCCGACGUCCAUCCCUGAGACCUCUAGGGAACAGUCGUGAUGAGACCUCCAGGUUACGGCAGCUGUCAUUGGUUACCUCUUCCAGUCCUUGUGACGCCACCACCACCACCACCAAUGGCAGUAUCAAAUCGUGUAGCGGCCAUGUACCAAAGCAGGUCUUCCCUUGGAUGAAGGAAACAAGACACAGCGCCAAGCAGAAGACCAACCUUCCUUUUUCAGGCAGCAGCUCCCCGUCAAGUUUCGCCUCUUCCAAGAGAAUUCGCACAGCCUACACCCAAACGCAGCUGGUGGAACUGGAAAAGGAGUUUCAUUUUAACAGGUACCUCUGCCGGCCCCGCCGACUGGAAAUGGCCCAGCUUCUGAGGCUCUCUGAGAGGCAAAUCAAGAUUUGGUUUCAGAACAGACGAAUGAAGUACAAGAAAGACAGCAGGAUCAAGGGCACCAUCUUGGCAUCGCCCAAUAACCCCUUUGAAGUGGGUGACUAUUAUGGGCACAUGGAGGCUGACUAUGAGAUAGCCCCAUCAAAUUCCUGCAGCAAAUCCUUGGAAGAGAUUGACAGUUCAGCAGGGUACACAGCUCCCCUCUGCAGCAGCCCUGUGACUUCAAUCUCUUUGGACUAUGGCCCUUUCUUUGGACCGGGAGAAAGCCAUCCUUAUGGACUUCCAGUUCUGCAAGGGAGCCCAAGAGCAAUGGGAGAAAAUUACCUGGGAAAUGGGCCUGGGGCUGACUCUUUCUUCAGCUACCCUGAUUACUCCUCUAGAAACCUGGAGUACAGCUGUGCUGCUGAAAUCCCCAGCCAUCCCCAGCUUGGGCCAUCCAACUCGUAUCCCAUUUACACAGAUUUAACCACACAUCCUGUGCCUCAGGGAGAUUCUCAGGGACCUGUAAAUCUUAUGCAUUUGUGAGAGCUGCCUGGACGGAAGCAGAGCAGGGGAAAUUGCUACGGUCCUAUUAUCUCAUUAAAACAAAUACCUCUAAGUACAACCAACAGUAUUCUUCCCUUCCUCCCUGCCCACCCAUUACCUCCUAUUUAUUUAACUGUAUUGAAGUAAAAUUUAUUGGCUGGGGAAAGGUAAAAGCCACUGUUGGAUGUUUUACUCAAGGAAAGACCAGUCUGAUUAAUAAUAAUAAUAAUAAUAAUAAUAAUAAUAAUAAUAAUAAUAAUAAUAAUAAUAAUAAACCACACCAUCGAAUAACAGUGUCUGCCUAUCUUGGGGAUGGGACUCAAUAGGUGGAUAAAAAUGCCAAAUCUAGUCUAAAUCUCUGGCUGGCUAUGCAACAGACCAUAAUAAUAAUAGUAAUAAUAAUCUGGUCUGUUUCUUACAGGAAACACAUGUUGUAAUAUAUUUUUAUAAAAGAUGUGAGACUCGAUCUCAGUCAUUCAGUAGCAGAAACAGCCAUUUGCCCUCAGGUGGGGGAAGGAAGUCUCAUCUGAGUUACUUUCGUUUUCCAGGCAUUGCUUAUCCUAAAAUUAAAGAAAGUAAUGAAAAUUGGAUACUCCGAAGCUUCGUUCUUUUUGCCUAGCCUAUUUGAGAAGCUCAGGGCCAUCCUUUUUUAUUCCAUUUGUAGAUCCUCCCUUUGUCACUACAGUCAUCUUGCUCUAAUGGCAGGGAUCUUUACAAGUUUGAUGGGCAAACACAGACAAACGUUUUAUUAACUAAUUGCAAUGUUUUAUUAAGUAAUUUCCACAACACGCAGAGUAAGCAACUGGGGACCCUUUAGCAAAAACUGGUCCCCAGGAAUUCAAGUAGUAGAAGCAGGCAGGAGAAUGAACUCUUUUCUCCCUUUCUUAAAAGUCUCACAAGAUAUGAGGGAAGUUCUUUUCUCUUGGCAAGUUGUUUAGGGCUGAGGAGCUUCGAAAUGUUUACCUGGAAACCUCAGUGGAAAUAGACUUACAUGUCUUCUCUUCCCUCCCCGCACCCUUUUCAAACUUUUAAUCUUUUCUUCUGGUCUCUUUCACUGAGGAACAGUCCCAGGCUGCAGAAGAUGCUAGGAAAUGUCCUUUCUCUUCAUGAGGAACUGGUGGAGUUCAGUUGAAAUGAAAUUUCACCUGAAGAUUCCCUUGAAUUUGGUCAUUGCAAAGGAAAAUCUGCAGGGGUGGAUAGCAGGCUAUGCUAUGUCUAAAUUCUUUUUACUGAGAAUAAAGGUAAAGGUUCCCCUCGCCCAUUUGUGCUAGUCGUUCCCAACUCUAG
Thamnophis elegans (Western terrestrial garter snake) is the source of this 6070-nucleotide messenger RNA. RefSeq names its product homeobox protein Hox-D3a-like. Lineage: Eukaryota; Metazoa; Chordata; Lepidosauria; Squamata; Natricidae. Bases 3716 to 4783 code for a protein of 355 amino acids. Gene Ontology annotation, molecular function: DNA-binding transcription factor activity, RNA polymerase II-specific; RNA polymerase II cis-regulatory region sequence-specific DNA binding. The transcript is spliced from 2 exons. Gene Ontology annotation, cellular component: nucleus. Gene Ontology annotation, biological process: regulation of transcription by RNA polymerase II. The record is from RefSeq and is a predicted model, not a curated record.